AUGGCAACGACUCAAUCACACGCCGCAGAUCUUACUUCAGAGGAGCAACCUGCUAGUCUGGAAAUCAUGAAGGAGCAGCCUGUUCCGGCAAACAACGAGACAUCAGCGUCUUUUAAGUCCUCCCAGGAAUCUGCAGUUGUAGUUCAUCCAGCAAAAGUUGCUCCACUAUCUGGACCUUAUGGUUUAGCAGGUGAUUUUGCAGGACACUUACCUAGCAGCAUCCUCUCUCCUCAAGCUCAAGGCUUUUACUAUAGAGGUUAUGAAAACCCCACAGGCGAAUGGGACGAAUAUUCUUCGUAUGUCAACGUUGAAGGAUUGGACAUCCCAUCUCCUGUUGGCUUCAAUGAGAAUGCUUCUCUGGUCUACCAAACGGGAUAUGGAUACAACCCUCAAAUGCCAUAUGGACCAUAUUCCCCGGCUGCAAGUCCCUUACCUUCCGAGGGGCAAUUGUAUUCGCCACAACAGUUUCCAUUUUCGGGGGCUUCACCAUAUUACCAGCAGGUAGUUCCUCCUAGCAUGCAAUAUAUUACUUCUCCAACUCAGCCCGAGCUCACCAGCCUUGUCGGUGUUGACCAACAAGGUGAUAACAUUGGACCACGCCCAUCCUACCAUCCUCACCCUAUUGGACCUUUUAAUGGAAACCAGCCAAACCUUGGUUUUCCUGAGUGGCAGCAAGGUUUUGACGGGGGAAUAUGGUCGGAUUGGUCCAAGCCUUCUGAUAUGCACAGACAUUCUUCUUCUAUUUCACCGGCUUUAUCUCCUCAGCAUCUCGGCUCAUUUGGAUCAUUUGGCCAGAACAUGCCCAUGGGGGGACAGCGACAGAGAUCGUUUUACGGUUUUGGAUCUGGCUCGAACUCUUAUAACAGAGGUUAUAUGCAUAGUGGUGGUCGUGGACAAGGGUCUAACUAUGGAAGUAGACUAAUUUCUAAUGUGGGUAUGGGAAACCAUAGCUGGAUUGGGGUUGACAACACUCGAGGGCGUGGAAGGGUCAGUGAUCCAUCCCUGGGUGGCGGUUAUAAUGGUACUUUUGAUAUCCUCAACGAGCAAAACCGAGGACCAAGGGCUUUGAAGCCUAAAACUCAGAUAUCAGAGGAGCUUGAUUCUGCUGCUGAUUCUAAGAAAAAUAACAAAGGCUGUGCAACGGAACACGAGGAAUCCAACAACAAUUCCGACUUUGUCACCGACUACAAUGAUGCUAAGCUCUUCAUAAUCAAGUCUUACAGUGAAGACAAUGUUCACAAGAGCAUCAAAUACAAUGUAUGGGCUAGCACUCCUAAUGGCAACAAAAAGCUUGACGGUGCUUAUCGCGAGGCCAAGGAAGCGAAAGAACCGUGCCCAGUGUUUCUUCUUUUCUCUGUAAACGCGAGUUCUCAGUUCUGUGGGAUAGCGGAGAUGAUUGGACCAGUAGAUUUUGAGAAGAGCGUUGAUUAUUGGCAACAGGACAAAUGGAGUGGACAGUUCCCAGUGAAGUGGCACAUUAUCAAAGAUGUUCCAAACAGUCAGUUCCGCCACAUUAUAUUGGAGAAUAACGACAAUAAGCCCGUCACUAAUAGUCGAGACACCCAAGAAGUGAAACUGGAACAGGGCAUCGAGAUGCUCAAGAUUUUCAAGAACUACGAUGCUGACACGUCAAUCUUGGAUGAUUUUGGGUUUUACGAAGAGCGGGAGAAAAUUAUACAAGAACGGAAGGCAAGAAGACAGCCAAGCUUGCCAUCUGGAGGAGGAGUAGUAGUAGGGGAAAACGAGCAUAAACCUGCUUCAGCUGCAUUGCCCACAGACUUCAUCAAGAACAUGUCCAAAAGUUUUGCUCAGGUUGUUCGCUUGGACGAAGGCAACAAAGAAGCAAGCAAGACCAGUUCAUCUCCAGAUGCAAUUACAACAACCAUAGCCGUUUCUUCUGGUCAAUCAAACUAG
Molecule: messenger RNA, 1914 nt
Organism: Arabis nemorensis
Lineage: Eukaryota; Viridiplantae; Streptophyta; Magnoliopsida; Brassicales; Brassicaceae
Source: the annotation of a GenBank genome assembly